Molecule: messenger RNA, 3141 nt
Organism: Brienomyrus brachyistius
Lineage: Eukaryota; Metazoa; Chordata; Actinopteri; Osteoglossiformes; Mormyridae
Product: nuclear receptor-binding protein-like
Exons: 18
Coding region: 680-2275 (531 amino acids)
Biological process (GO): intracellular signal transduction; protein phosphorylation; endoplasmic reticulum to Golgi vesicle-mediated transport
Cellular component (GO): endomembrane system; cytoplasm
Molecular function (GO): protein kinase activity; ATP binding
Source: RefSeq, a predicted model, not a curated record
AUUAAAAACUCAGACUCUAGCGAAGUUACUGAAUGGCGCCGCUGUGUUCAUUUAGCGGUCGCCAUUGUAAGGCUCUGUAGGCGACAGUGUGAAACGUGUUCUGUCGGCAUAUAAUCGGCUGUAAGAAGGAUUUUAGCGCGUUUGUCCGCGCUGAAAUUCUGCUGUGAUCACGUACAGGUUUAGACUACUGAUAAGUUUAUUACAAGUGGUCCUCACGGACGACUAGAACGGCAGUCUUGCUUGCUAGCUAACGGUCAGCCUGAAUUUAAAUACGGAGCGUCGCCCGGACAACCGUGAUGAUUGACAGGGCUAGUUGCGAGCGGAGAGUUUAAUUUCGUAAACUUUUUUUUUAAUCUGUGCGCGAGCACGGUCAGGUGACCUGGACAUAGCCAACGAGGGAAAGGCAGCCUCCGUCAAACUUCCUGGAAGUGCGUUUUAACUCAAUUUAGCUGCUUGCUUGCCUGGUUGGCCGUCAGCUCGUCCGUCGGGCCAUACGCACGGUUUGACUGACAGCGGCGUUCCGUCACACUUCUCCGUGGGAAACCUGGAUCCGGCCGGCGUCAGGAUCGAAGAAGAUAGAAAAAUAAUAGACCCCGGACCUCGUUGAAGGUUUUCCCUGUAAGGUCUCCAGUACGGACGGCGUUUUGUGUGACUGAGAGGAUAGUCCAGACUGGGAGAGAUGUCGCAGGGAGACGGGAAGCCGACUCCGGGCCUGGACGGCAAGCCAGAGUCCAUAGCAUCCGCUCCGGGCACUCAGGGAGUCUCUGUGUCUCCUCCCGUCUCUGCUGUGGCCUCUGGGCCUCCCGCUGCUGCGACUGAGGAUGAGGAAGAGGAGAGUGAAGACGAGUCUGAGAUCCUGGAGGAGAGCCCGUGCGGCCGCUGGCAGAAACGCAGAGAGGAGGUGCACCAGCGCAACGUGCCUGGGAUCGACAAUGCCUACCUGGCCAUGGACACGGAGGAGGGCGUGGAGGUGGUGUGGAAUGAGGUCAUGUUCUCUGAGAGGAAGAACUUCAAACUGCAGGAGGAGAAGGUCAAAGCGGUGUUUGACAACCUUAUCCAGCUGGAGCAUCUUAAUAUAGUGAAGUUUCAUAAAUACUGGGCAGACACAAAGGAGAACAGGGCUCGGGUGAUUUUCAUCACAGAAUACAUGUCUUCCGGAAGCUUGAAGCAGUUUCUCAAGAAGACUAAGAAAAACCACAAAACGAUGAAUGAAAAGGCCUGGAAGCGAUGGUGCACUCAGAUCCUGUCUGCUCUCAGUUACCUCCACUCAUGUGACCCACCGAUCAUACACGGUAACCUUACCUGUGACACCAUCUUCAUCCAACACAACGGGCUGAUCAAGAUCGGAUCAGUGGCACCAGACACAAUCAACAAUCAUGUGAAAACCUGCCGCGAAGAGCAGAAAAACUUGCACUUUUUUGCACCUGAAUAUGGAGCUGUAGCUGAUGUGACUACAGCAGUUGAUAUUUAUUCCUUUGGAAUGUGCGCGUUAGAGAUGGCUGUGCUUGAGAUCCAGAGCAAUGGAGAGUCAUCUUAUGUAUCACAAGAAGCUAUUAAUAGUGCUAUUCAGUCCCUGGAGGACCCUUUGCAACGGGAGUUCAUUCAGAAGUGUUUAGAAGCAGACCCUCUGAAAAGGCCCACAGCCAAGGAUCUGCUGUUCCACCAGGCCCUCUUUGAGGUGCCCCAGCUGAAGCUGCUGGCCGCCCACUGCAUCGUCAGUCACCAACAUAUGAUCCCUGAAAAUGCUUUGGAGGAGAUUACCAAGAACAUGGACCCGAACCAGGUCAUAGUUGAGUGCAAGGAGGGGGUGCAGCUGAAGCUUUCACAGUUUCCUGCUCUAGAGCUGGAUAAGUUCUUAGAAGAUGUGAGAAAUGGCAUCUACCCCCUUACGGCUUUUGGGGUGCCCUGCUCUCAGCAGCCUCAGCAGGAAGCCGUAAAGUCUCCCAUCAUACCCCCCUCGGUCAAGACCCCCACCCCAGAGCCUGCAGAGCUAGAGACCAGGAAGGUACUUCAAAUGCAGUGCAAUAUUGAAACAGUUGAGGAAGGAGCCAAGCAUCACCUUACAUUAUUACUGAAACUGGAGGACAAGUUGAAUAGACACCUCAGCUGUGAUUUAUUACCAAAUGAGAAUGUUCAGGAGCUGGCGGUGGAACUAGUUCAGCUGGGAUUCAUCAGUGAGGGUGAUCAGAUGAAACUGGCCUCGGUUAUGGAGGAAGCUUUCAACAAGUUCUAUAACCGCAACGGUUGCCUGAACCCGGUCACUGUGUCGUCGUAGUGGAGCCACGCAGGAUUGACCUGCCUGGCAACCGGACCCUCUGUAUUCUGCCCCCACGGCAGCAGUAUUGGACCCUUGUAGAGGGUGAUGGGACACUGUAGCAUUGACAGCACUGGUGGAUGGUGGGGAGUGGCCCAUGUAGAUCACAGCUUUUGUUGUACGAAAGCCCAGCACUAUUCAGAUCAGUAUUAUCAGCCGUUUGCAAACGUUUUUGCCCUCCUGCGUGAUGGUUCGCUGGCUGUAAUUUGUGGAGUCGCCUCCGAGUCUCCAAGCGAGGAUCUCGCAGCCCUCAGACUGCAGUGUGUGAGCAGACCAGCUCCCAAGCUUACGUUCUUUCAGUUUACAGUGAGGUUUUCAUCUUUGAGCAUUGUGGAGUUUUUUCUUUUUCUUUUUUUUUCUUUGAGUGAAUGAAUGAACAAAGGUUUACCAGGGUUCAGCUGUGUGCUCCAUGAUGCUGAGCCAAGAUUGUGAAAGCAAGAGGAGCACAGGCAGACUGCAGAAGAUCUUGGUGUGUUCCGGUCUGUCUGUUGCACAUGGAAUCCCCUGACUAUAGAUGGGAUAGCUCGGCAGGUGGGAUAAUUCUUGUGAAUGUAUGCUUCCAGUUGCUGAGUAACUAGCUGUGUAUAUGGCAGUUUCCGGGGGGUGGGCCAAGGGCACUUGACUCUUCUCUCGUCUUGACAUUUUGGCACAGUAUACAAGAAAUUGUGUGUUGGUUCUAUGGUCUGUUUUAUCAAUUUGGCCAUUGGUCUGAUUUUUGUCUAUGUUCUUUAUGGGACUGCAUUUUAAACGGAUUUAUAGAACAUUUGCAGUUUGGUAUUGCAGAAACACUUUGGUGCAUUAAAAAUAAACCUUACCAUUUCGCCAAA